CUUGGCUGGUCUUAUUAAUCCCCAAGCCUACCUAUGACCCAAGAAUAUUAUUAAGACUCUCUUCUAGUGUUCGGCUGUCUCUGGGUUUGUAGAGCUCAAGGAUGGGGAGGAAGUGCCUUCAUUGUGGGAACAAUGGGCACAACUCAAGGACCUGCAGCAGGCCAAGAGGUGUGGUCGGCAGUGGUGGACUGAGGCUAUUUGGGGUGCAGCUUCAUGUAGCUUCUUCCCCCAUGAAGAAGAGCUUUAGCAUGGAAUGCUUGGCCUCCUCAUCUUAUCUUGCUUCUUCGUCCCCUUGCUCUUCAACAUCAUCUUCUUCUUCCCUUGUUUCUAUUGAUGAAACCACUGAGAAGAUUUCUAAUGGCUAUCUCUCUGAUGGUCCCCUUGGCAGAACACCAGAGAGGAAAAAGGGAGUUCCAUGGACUGAGGAAGAGCACAGGUCAUUUCUAGCUGGUCUUGAGAAACUUGGAAAGGGAGAUUGGCGAGGCAUCUCUCGCAACUUUGUGAGCACAAGGACCCCAACUCAAGUGGCUAGUCAUGCUCAGAAAUAUUUUCUACGCCAGGACAGCCUUAACAAGAAGAGGCGCCACCGAUCUAGCCUCUUCGAUGUGGUUGCAAGUUGUGAUAGAGCAGAUCAAGCCACUGAUUCUUCUAAGUUUAAAGUGCCUUGCAUCUCAAGUGAAUUUCAUCUUCCUACUCUGUCUCUUAAGGCAGCAGAUUAUGGAGCUUCUGAUAUCAUUGCAAUUGAUCUGAACUCUUCAGAACAAGAGACCCAGUUGCCUUCUUCCCUCACUCUGAUGCCUAAUUCAUCUGUUUGUCCAUUAUCGCAGUCAUCUUUAGUGGAAAGGCCUCAUGUUCACCUCUCCCCACUGAACUUAGAGCUCAGCAUUUCCUCAUCAAGGCCCUUGGAUUGAAAUAACUUGAUCUCCAGACUCUCUUCCUUGGGACAACUAGAGUUGCCUUAGUGGCUGGAAGACAUCGGAAGAGAUCAACGUUUCGGAGUUCAACUAGUUAAUUUCCUCAAGGCUCCUGCAGUAGGAGGAAGGUCGCAUGAGUAAAAUUCUAUAUUUCAUAAUAUUAAUGUUGUUCCAUGUAUGUGUACGAUCAUAUAUUAGACAUUCAAGGCUUUCACUAUAUACUUGAGUUGGAUUUU
This is a messenger RNA of Phoenix dactylifera (date palm), 1150 nucleotides long. Its product is annotated as transcription factor MYBS3-like. Gene Ontology annotation, biological process: response to gibberellin; response to ethylene. The record is from RefSeq and is a predicted model, not a curated record. Gene Ontology annotation, molecular function: zinc ion binding; DNA binding. NCBI's taxonomy places the organism in Eukaryota, Viridiplantae, Streptophyta, Magnoliopsida, Arecales, Arecaceae.